Staurois parvus is the source of this 348-nucleotide messenger RNA. The record is from the annotation of a GenBank genome assembly. NCBI's taxonomy places the organism in Eukaryota, Metazoa, Chordata, Amphibia, Anura, Ranidae.
GUAGCUUACUCAAGGCUGAGGACUUUCACCAUGACCCAUAAGUCAAUUCAAGCACCUGCAAUGCCAGGCAGGAGCAAGGGGAGUGAUCUGCAUGUGUCAGGAAUGGACUCGCCAAUAAUGGUGGGACUCACCUGCCUUGUGGGUUGCAGUACCAGGACUGGCCAGCGUGUGCUCUCGACAACCAGAGGCUCACUCCGGCAAUUAGCCACCACCUGGGGCUGAUUGCAGGUAGUGUAUUUAAGGGAUGGCCAGACCUGCAGUCAGUGCCUUGUUGUACUGUUUGCUUGGCCCUGGUUUCCUGAUCCUGUUACUUCUGUCGUGACUCUGCUUAAACUCUGCCUGUACUGA